This is a messenger RNA of Tachysurus vachellii, 4901 nucleotides long. It is a transcript of the gene lpin1a, whose product is annotated as lipin 1a. The coding region runs from base 257 to 2917 and encodes 886 amino acids. Gene Ontology annotation, biological process: positive regulation of transcription by RNA polymerase II; triglyceride biosynthetic process; cellular response to insulin stimulus. Gene Ontology annotation, cellular component: nucleus; mitochondrial outer membrane. NCBI's taxonomy places the organism in Eukaryota, Metazoa, Chordata, Actinopteri, Siluriformes, Bagridae. The record is from RefSeq and is a predicted model, not a curated record. Gene Ontology annotation, molecular function: transcription coactivator activity; phosphatidate phosphatase activity. The transcript has 21 exons.
CAGUACAUCUAAUACCUCUGGUUCUGUGGAUGUAGUCACACUCGUUAGCGCUGUUGGCUGUGGUUUGGGACGUAGGCAGAAAGACAGAGGGAGGACUGUUUAUUUUAGCUUGGUUUAAAUAGAGCAGCAGGAAAUAAAGCAUUAUUAGAAAAUAAUAUUGCAUGAAAAAUAGCAGUAAAUAUUUCAUCCCUUCACCAGUUUGGACGGUGGACAAAUGAGCACAGCAUCGUAAAGGGCUUUCUGCACUAGUCGAACCAUGAAUUAUGUGGGACAGCUUGCUGGUCAGGUUUUUGUGCAGGUGAAGGAACUCUACCGAGGACUGAACCCAGCCACCCUGUCUGGCUGUAUAGAUGUCAUUGUGGUGCGUCAGCCUGAUGGUUCCCUACAGUGUUCACCCUUCCAUGUACGCUUUGGCAAGAUGGGGGUGCUGCGGUCGAGGGAAAAAGUGGUUGACAUAGAGAUUAAUGGGGAGCCAGUUAACCUACACAUGAAAUUGGGGGAGAACGGUGAAGCAUUUUUUGUCAAGGAGACUAAGAGUUACAUGGAGAUGGUGCCAUCUUAUCUUGCCACAUCUCCAAUAAAUACUGAUGGCUCAUCAUUGAUGGAAUCCCAGAUGGGAAAAAGUGUGUCUCGUCUGUCUGAGCCAUCUGGGACUUCCAUCCAAUCUUUGGGUCCCUCAGGAGAGAAUGGUAUAAAGAAGAGGAGGAAGAGGAGAAAGAAAUCCAAAUUAGACAGUGUGAAGCGAGAGGACAAUGGAAACUCAGAGGAUGAGGACAUGUUCCCCAUUGAUAUGAGUUCAGAUGAAGAUACAGCUAGCAGAUCUAUGUCAUAUGACCUCUAUGAUGAAAGGGUGAAAAGUGGUCAAUCUAAUAGUUCUUCUAUGCAGAGCAAAGAAUACUUACAAUGCAAUGAAGAUUGGGCAAGUGUACAAAGAACAAGUGAGGAACAGUCCUGUACCCUGUCUGUUCCAACAAACGGAGGUCUGUCCAUAUCUUGCCCACAACAAUCAUCAACAUUUCCUGCUAGAACCAGUAUGGAACAUGGCUUCUUGCCGUCCACACCCAAAAGUGACUCAGAGUUGCUAGUCAGUCAGAUGACAAAGGAAAAGGUGCAAAAUCCUGAGAUGCUCUGGGCCUGGGGAGAGCUCCCUCAGGCUGCAAAGCCCAAGUUCACGCAGUCUAUGACAGAGCCCAAAGUGGUGACUGCAGCAUCAAUCCCCAUGUCAGACAGCACACACUUUCGGGCUAUCAUGGGAGAUAGGGUGGUGGAAAAAGUGGGGGAAAAGUCUCCAGAACUUGGUGCUGAAGAAGCAGCAGCUCCAGCAUCUAUGGAGGUGGAGGUAAUUGGUGCAGCAGCUUGCACUAUUGCCAGUCUGGAAGAUGAACAAUAUCCUGGAUUCCAGGUUCACAGUAAAACUGACUCUCCAUCAAAAAGAAGAGACAAAAGAAGUCAUCAUCUUGGAUCUGACGGUGUGUAUUUGGAUGAUCUUACAGAGCUGGAGCCUGAGGUAGCAGCACUCUAUUUUCCUAAGAGUGAUGGCACAGGGUUAGUUAGGACUCGGACCGAAAUGAGGAGUGCCAAUCAGUCACCUCAGUCAUUGGGAAGCAGUGGCAUGGACAGCGGAGUUGACAGCUUUUCUGAUCAAUCAGGAGAGCUGCCCAAUAUUGCCAUCUCGCUGUGUGGAGGGUUGACAGAGGAUCGAGACAUCACCCGAGAGGAGUUUGAGGAAAAAUCAGUAACUUAUCAGGAGUUUGCUAAUAAUCCAUCGAUUAUUGAUGACCCUAAUCUGGUUGUAAAGAUUGGAGUCAAGUAUUACAAUUGGAGUACAGCCGCUCCUCUUGUGUUGGCUAUGCAGGCAUUCCAAAAACCAUUGCCAAAGGCUGCAUUGGAGAACAUUAUGAAGGAGAAAAUGCCUAAGAAAGGAGGACGGUGGUGGUUCUCAUGGCGGGGAAGAAACAACAGCUCUAAGUCGGAAUCUGCUGAAUUUGGGGAGCAGACAAAAAGCAGUAGGUUAAAGGAUGAAUCAUCCUCAAGUGAUGAUGACAGCAGACCUGUUAAGCAGAAUUCGACAUGUAGUCAGUCAGAGCCUCUUCCUAGCUCUAACAGUAUAUGCUACAAGAAGACUCUCCGCUUAUCCUCAGAAGAGCUGGCCAGUCUGCAAUUAAAAGAGGGCCCCAAUGAUGUGUUAUUCAGUGUGACUACUCAGUACCAGGGUACCUGUCGUUGUGAGGGCACCAUAUAUCUGUGGAACUGGGAUGAUAAGAUUGUAAUUUCAGAUAUUGAUGGCACAAUCACCAGGUCAGAUACUCUUGGACAUAUUCUGCCAACACUUGGCAAAGACUGGACCCAUCAAGGUAUUGCCCGCCUCUACCACAAAGUUAGCCAGAAUGGCUAUAAGUUCAUGUACUGCUCUGCACGAGCAAUUGGUAUGGCUGAUAUGACGAGAGGCUAUUUGCACUGGGUAAAUGAGAGAGGCACCAUGUUACCUCAGGGCCCUGUGCUGCUCAGCCCUAGCAGCCUGUUCUCUGCACUACACAGGGAGGUCAUUGAGAAAAAGCCAGAAAAGUUCAAAAUUGAGUGUCUGACCGACAUCAAGAAUCUUUUCUAUCCAAACACAGAGCCCUUCUACGCUGCUUUUGGAAACCGAGAAACAGAUGUGUUUUCUUAUAAGGAGGUUGGAGUGUCAUUGAACAGGAUCUUCACCGUGAACCCUAAAGGAGAGCUCAUUCAAGAGCAUGCUAAGACCAACAUAUCAUCAUAUGGGCGUCUGUGUGAGGUGGUUGACCACAUCUUUCCAUUGCUGAUUAGAGGCAAUAUUUCCGACUUCCCCUGCUCAGACACCUAUAGCCAGUUCACCUACUGGAGAGAGCAGCUACCCGAGCUAGAGAAGCACGAUCACAAAGUGGAAAACAGCUGAGUGAAUUGACAUGCUGAGGUUGUUCUUGACUUCUAAUUCAGUCUUCUCAUGUCUGUCCUCUCAUGCUCAGGUAACAAGCUAGCAUGUAACAUUUUGUUUAUGCUCACUCUUCUAUUGGUAUUAGCUUCUUUCAGUAGUUUCAGUUGUUUUUUUAUGUUAUUGCGGUUCUAUUUUUCUGUUAUAUCAAUCUUUCAAGUAAUGGUUAUAUUAAUCUUAAUCUGUGUUCUGUCAAAGUAUAUUGCCCAUAUUUUUGAAUGUCUGGUAAUAAUUAAGAUAAGGAUGACCUCUUCUGUCUCAACAGCAAUAAGACUGUGUUGAACAGAAUUCUAUAGCCGUAACCCUUCACAUUGGCUCUUUCUGUUUUAUAUGUAUAUAUAUCUAUAUAUACAUAUUUUAUAUACAUUUUAUAUAUAUAUAUUCUGUUUUACUUUGCCUCACCUACACUCUCUGAUCUUCUACCCAUGUCUGCUGACUGAUUUUAAUUCAUAUGCAGGAAAUGGUCUGUACAUCUUGUAAAUUUGUAAUAUUUAAAGUUCUAAAGUAACAUUUUGUACAGAUAUUAUUGCCUUGCAUAUAGAAGAUGCUGGAAGUCUAUUCUCAGGUCUCACGUCUAACACAUUUUUCUAUUUAUUUCAGUAUGUACAGUAUAUUACAAAAAUCGCAGAACUUCCAGUACAUUUGUGACACUUGUGCCUGAUUUAGACUACUCAAAACAACUAAGAAUUGUAGUCCACUUUAUAUUUGUGCAUUAAUUUGUGUCCUCUUGUUUUAUAAUAUACAAUAUAUAAAUUAUUUCUUAUGUUUCAGAAUAUGAAAUACAUAAAACAUCAAAUUGAAAAUAGUAUUUACGAGUAAUAAUCUGCAUUCCUUUGUGUGUGUCCAUAUUUUUCCCAACCCAUAACUCAAUACAUCUACAAACCUGCAAUAGGAUGGAACUCAAGGAUAAGGGCUAAAGUUUCCCUAAUUUUUUUAGUCACAUCUGGCAGUAUGGUGGCGUAGCAGAUUCGGUUGCCACCUAAUAGUUCCAGGAAUCCUGGUUUAAUCCUCAGGGUACAGUCUGCAUGUAUUUUCUGUCCAUGUACUUUCUCUGUGUUCAUGUAGGCUUACUCUUGAGUUUCCUCCCAACUCAAUGUGUAUGAUUUGGUGCCUUGCAUUGAAUAGGUGUCCCAUUUAGGGUGCUCUGAAUCCACUCUCAUCAGGAUAAAAAUAAUGAAUACAAUUAUUAAUUAUUAAAUAAAAUAAUAAGAUUAUGAUUAUGCUGAGCUGACAAAUCUACUCUAGUAUUAUUCUAGCAUUAGCAUUAGAGAAAUUAGUGCGAUCCCAGAGACGUGUGGUUCAAACACAUGACUGUUUUAAAGGCGUUAAAUAGUAAAAUAUUGUUUAUGCUGGUUAACUAAAGAAAAAAUGUUUUUGUGUGGUAAGUAAUGUCUCAGAAAGUGUGCUGCUCUAAUACUUUUUAAUCUAGUGUACAUGGAAUUAUGAUUUCUGUUGUUGUGGUUGUCAUACCUACUGUAAGUUUAAAUGAAGAAAAAGUUGAAAUGAAUUUUCCUCCCAAACAAAAAGUCUACAAUUAAUGUUUGUGCUAUUUUGUUUUGUGAUGAGAAAAGAACCGAAUUGAAUCUGUGGUGUUGCACAAUGAAGUUGCACAGAUUUUGAGUGGCAAAUACUUUAAAUUUAGUCAUAAAAUUAAACAUAUUCUUUUUAUCCUGUUGAUAGUAGACCACAAUAAUUUUUUGACCAGCUACCUUUUACUUUUGUUUACACAAGAUUUAGAUUACAUGCCCUUAAAUUACGAUUGGACUCUGGCAUCUAAUAUAAAACUGUAUUCGAUUUAUAUCUUCAAUUUUAUAUUCUUUCUGUGAAAGAUCACAAAGUUGUGGCUAGUGGGUUUCUGCUUGGAUUUAUUAUAAUAAAAAUGGUAAAUCGUGUUAAACAUGCAACAGUAAAUAUGGAUCUGCAUAUUAAAAUAUAAUUGUUACACAAA